Plasmodium reichenowi is the source of this 844-nucleotide messenger RNA. RefSeq lists its product as hypothetical. The annotation marks the transcript as partial. Lineage: Eukaryota; Apicomplexa; Aconoidasida; Haemosporida; Plasmodiidae. The transcript has a single exon. The record is from RefSeq and is a predicted model, not a curated record.
AUGAAAGAACCUGAUGAUAAUAGCAACGAUCUAAUAAUUCAUUCCUUUGAAGAGGACAUUUGGAAGUUAUAUAAGAAGGAUAACUAUAUGAAACAUUGCAUUGUUAGAGAUAGUAUUGAACCAAUAGCACUAGACGAAGAAAUUCAUAUUUUAAAAAAAGAAGAAGGUCCUACAUUUAAAUUGUCGGAAAUAUUAGAAUCUUUAGAAAAUAAAAAAGAGGAAGAAGAAGCAAAAUCAGAUACAUCGUCACUAGAAUAUAUAGAACAAGAUAAAAAAGAAGAAGAAGAAGAAGAAGAUAAAGGUAAAUUAUAUAAUGGUGUAUAUUUACAUGAAGUAAAUAUAAUAGAGAAUACAAAAUAUUCUGACUGUAAUAAAAUAUACGAUGAAAAUAUAUUUCCUAUUAGUAUAAUAGGAGAUAUGUAUAUAAAUAAUAUAAUUCAAUUUAAAGAUAAUUCUCCUUAUCAUUCUAUUUAUAAAGUACAUAAAGUGGAAUGGUUUUUAGGUAUAGAUAUUAAUGAAGAUACUAUAUAUGAAAUCAUUCCAUUUAGUGUAGGUAAAAAUAUUCAAAUACCUUUUGAAUCCUUGGGCAAAUAUAUUUUUUGUAAAGCUUAUAGACGUAUAUAUAAGAACAAUCAAUCUAAAGAAAAAGAUGCAAAUACAGUAUUUGACCCCCACACUUAUGUAAAUAAACCAGUUCGUUUUAAAUGUAGUACGGAAUAUAUAGAAAAAUAUUCUCUUAGCUGUAAAGGGCCCGUUUUAAUUUCCAUCGAUCUUGCUUUUAAGGUGUUGACAUAUUUAUGUGCUCACUUUUAUGGUACAAAAAUGAAUCUACAUGACCCCUUAA